AUGUCCUCCAAAGUUCAAUCCAAAGGCGCUAAAGCCAAGGACCAGCAGUCCCCAACCCCAGAGAGUCCGCCACCCCCAGAGGCCAAUGCUGAAGCCAUUCAAUUCCUCAACUCCCUCAGUCAGGAGGAGCUGCAGAUGCUGUUCUUCUCCGAGACUCUGGUCAUGGUCUCGAACACAGGGGAGCCCGAGGGAGAGCUGACCAUUGAAGUGCAGAGAGGGAAACAUGAAGACAACUCGGUGGCCAUGUCGCACUGCCCCCUGGUGCACGCCUUUAGCCGGGGCUUCGUGGACAAAAUGCUCUGUGGAAACUCUCUCCUGGGCUAUCUUACAUGGAACUUGGAGAUCCUGGAACAACAUAGUCAGGAGUUCAUCAAGUUCCCCAUUCUCCCCAUGGAGCGGAAGACAAGUUUGCUGAAGCAGGAGGGUCAGCUGGCCAUGACCAGAAGUAUCAAGGAUGGUGAGGAAGUGAAGACCGAAGUGACAUUUUUGCCCUUGCACUCAACUUUGGGCUUCAUCUCUGAGGCUGCCAACCUGCUGUUGCUAAGGGUGAUGGCCUGGAGGCAGAUGGUGCCCAGUAAUGCCCGCUUCCUGGCCUUGGACAUGGAGGGCAAACUCUGCUAUUCCUCUUAUCAAGCCCUGGGUUCCCAGACCAUCCAGGUGGACCGUCUUCAGGCAGAAGUGUUCAUUGUGGAGCAGACCAUACAUUCAGAAGAGGGCAUCCCCAUGUCCUGCCAGUUCUACCUGUUGUCUGACGGGCACCUGGCCAAAAGAGUCCAGGUGGGCUCCCCCGGCUGCUGCAUGAUCACCAAGAUGCCCAUCUUGAGGGAGGAGGAUGAAAUUGAGCCUCCCCCGGUAUUUGAGAAGAAGCCCCUGCCAUGGGAGGAGGACAUGGAACUCUACUCGAGGUUCUUGGAACGGAAAGAGCAGCUGCGUCUCAGCCACAGCAGGUACCUGCAGCAGCACCCCGAUGCCGAAGCGCUCAUCUCCGACUUCAUGCUCUUCCUGUUGCUGCGCCAGCCGGCCGACGUCGUCACCUUCGCCGCCGAGUUCUUCGGUCCCUUCGCGGCGCGCCGCCCGCCCACCCCCGCCUUGCGCUCCUCCAGGCCGCUCAGCCCCUUCCGCUCGCUGGAUCCCUCGCUGGAUCCCGCAGCUGGGCGGGGAGCGCAGCUGGCCAGGGCCCCGCAGGUGCGUCUCAGGCGGAAAGCCGGGACUCCCGGCUUGGACGAGGAAGACUUGCUUUCCCUGCUGCGGUUUUGA
Molecule: messenger RNA, 1257 nt
Organism: Molossus molossus (Pallas's mastiff bat)
Lineage: Eukaryota; Metazoa; Chordata; Mammalia; Chiroptera; Molossidae
Gene: CATIP
Product: ciliogenesis associated TTC17 interacting protein
Exons: 10
Coding region: 1-1257 (418 amino acids)
Biological process (GO): cilium organization; actin filament polymerization
Source: RefSeq, a predicted model, not a curated record